Molecule: messenger RNA, 2043 nt
Organism: Lycium barbarum (goji berry)
Lineage: Eukaryota; Viridiplantae; Streptophyta; Magnoliopsida; Solanales; Solanaceae
Exons: 2
Coding region: 436-1056 (206 amino acids)
Source: RefSeq, a predicted model, not a curated record
GCUGCUAAACAUUUCCAAACCAGGAUUAGUUGUCAUAUAAACACAGAGAUUGUCAACAUUCUGAAGCAAUACUUGACUGAAAAAUAGCAACAAAUGUUUCGGGAUAGUUGUUUUGGCUACUUCCUCGACUUGCCUCCAUUCAACAAUCAGAAUCAACUCAUAUAUGCUUUGUUACUGAAGGAAAUUGCCCUUGAUUGUGAAAAAGAGAUGUGGAUUACACUCAAUGGUAAUACCUUGCGGUUCGGCAUUAGAGAAUUUGCUUUGGUUACUGGGUUGAAAUGUUACGAAGAUGAUAACACUGUGUAUGAUGAGCCAGAAGUCAACAGGUUACUGAAAGAGUAUUUUCCCGGAGAUGGAAAAAAAUCAGUAACGAGGGAGAGUUUGCUUGAUCGCUUCAAGUAAAAGGGUUGGAAAUCAUAUGAGGAUGCGCUCAAAAUGGCCAUACUAGUAUUCGUCCACCAUUUCCUUUUCUCUGAUGCUUAUAAGCAUAGCAUAUUAAAAAAAUAUUUUGAUAUAGUUGAAAGUGGUCAGUAUCAGAGGUAUGCAUGGGGCAUAAAAGUAUUUGAAGACAUGUUCAGAACAACGAGGGAUAAACUGCGUGCCAAGUUGACAAUGUACAGGCUCGGGGGUCUGCCACUUGCAUUCCAAGUACGGUUUAAUGAGUGUUUCUCCACGGUUGACAAAACUCUAGCUUCUCGUGUUGGCAAUAGUGUGCAACGCAUCCUUAACUGGAAAGUCAAAGAAGCUCCGACGUUUGUGGACCUAACUAGUGGGAAACUCAUGACUAGUAUUUACCAGUUGGAGUACCGGAACCUUACCCCUACCAGUGAAGAGAUAUCAAGGCUGAAUCUUGCGGCAUUUUUUGAAGAUGUCAAUUUUGAUCUUCCAUUGGGAGAAGAUGUGCCUACCUUUGACAAUAAUCAUUCUAACGUUGCAUCCCCAGUUCAUCCACAGAAGCAACAGCCUCAUCCGAGAUGCAAUAGUUUUGCAAGCCCUGAUAGUUUAAAGGCUGAAAUUAGUGAGUUGAGCGUUGACGUCGGAGAGGUAUUGUAUUAACUUGUGCCUUUUCCAGUUUGUUGUAUACAUAUGCUUUGUUGGUUUAACUUUUGUCUUUUUUUUUUUUGUUCUCUAGCUUACCAAAAAAGUUGUGGUACUCAACGAUUAUGUAGUUUCUUCCUUUGAAAAACUCUUCAACUUGUUUGAUUCCAAGGCAAAGAAAGAAAAAAGAGGAUGAAAUUCCUGUUUCUAAAGUGCCCUUUUUCCAGAUUUUAUUUCCUUCUGUUUUUUAAAAAAUAAUAUGUAACCUCAAUUCUGUGUUAUUUUUAUUAGAAACAUCAAAGUGUUGAUGAUGAUGAUACAUAUGACCACGACGGGUAUCAACAUUUCGAUGAUCAUGACUUUGCCGCGAAUGUUCCUGAAGGAAAUAUGCCUGCUGAGGAAACUAAGUCAUGUGUCAAGGAAAAUGAGGGAGUUACUGGUGGUGAGGCAAAUGAGGGAGUUACUGGUGGUGAGGCAAACGAGGGAGUUACUGGUGGUUUUUCUGGUAUAUAUUCCCUCACCUUCUGAAUUACAUAAUUAUCUUUUAUUUAUAUAACUUAUAAUAUACCUUUCUCUGUCUUAGGGGCAGCGGAAACACCAGUUGUGAAUGAGUCAAACAUAGGUCAUGCCAAUGAACUCACUGAUGAAGUUUUGGCCAAGUUAAACAUGUCCCAAAUUGUGCUUCAUAGGCAACAUGCCAAUAAAGAAGACAUGACACCCGAAAAAUUGGCUCGAAAAAAGUUUCCACCAAAAUGUGUUUCUUCUCCAUUUGUGAUAGAUUUUGGUUCUGAUAUAAGUGGCACAUCAAAGUCAGCGCCCAAGUGCAUUUUUGAGGAGAAGUAUCCUUUUGUGAACAACAUUGAUAAGCUUGAUCCCUAUUCACCUGAGGGUAGAGCAUUUGCUGAGUUUGUUGAUGAUGGGAUGAUUUCAACACAAAGGUAGCUUCAUUGUUUUAAGAUUUUUCUUUUCUUUUUACAAUGAUCCGUAUGUGUUGAUUAUUUUUCA